This is a messenger RNA of Phytophthora sojae, 360 nucleotides long. RefSeq lists its product as hypothetical. The annotation marks the transcript as partial. Lineage: Eukaryota; Oomycota; Peronosporomycetes; Peronosporales; Peronosporaceae. Gene Ontology annotation, cellular component: intracellular membrane-bounded organelle. The record is from RefSeq and is a predicted model, not a curated record. The transcript has a single exon.
AUGGUGCACAUUAUCAACGGAGAGAUCGUGCAGGACGACGACCCGCGGGUGCGCGCGCGCCAGCAGCCGCAGCAGAGUCAGCCGCAGAGACGCUUCGGGUCGGUGCACGGCGGCGCUGCUGCCGCGCCCACCGCGGCGGGGGCAGCCCCGCCGGGCGCCGGCGCCUCGCCGCUGCAGGGACUAGCGAGACAGGUGGGGCUGGAGGGCACCGUGACCAUCCCGGCCGUGCUGGGGCUGCCCGCCAGGCCGGUGCAGAAGAUCCACCUGGUGGUGGCGGCGCUGCUCACGGCCUUCUUCGGCUGGCGGGCGCUGGUGUUCCUGGCCUUCGCCUACUUCCUGUCGACGCAGCAGCCAGGAGCC